Molecule: messenger RNA, 3738 nt
Organism: Myiozetetes cayanensis
Lineage: Eukaryota; Metazoa; Chordata; Aves; Passeriformes; Tyrannidae
Product: A-kinase anchor protein 17B-like
Exons: 4
Coding region: 1-1923 (640 amino acids)
Source: RefSeq, a predicted model, not a curated record
AUGCGGGGUCCAGGAGGGUGCAGCCGAGGCCGGGCGCGCAGGGGCAGCCCGGGGCUGUGCGAACCCUCAAGGGCAAAGAGCUGGGCAGAAGAGCAGCCCACCAGCACCACCCGGGAUUCACCUCGCGAGUCAUUCCUCAAAACCACCCGUGAAACCCCCGACCACCACAGGGCAGGGCCGGGCUCUCACGGGAUGCCGGGGCGGGUCCCCCCGGCGCUGCCGCGGCCGCCGCGCUCCGCCCCGGGGUGGUGGCGCGAAGGGGCGGCGGUGCAGCGCGGCCGGAGGUUGGCAAGUCAAAAAGUGGAUCCUUCGUUGGGCGUAAGGAAGGACAGUUCAUUUUCUGAAACAGCAUUAAAAGACAUACCCCAGGAACUGAUUAACUCCCACUAUCACACGCACAAAGAGCUGAAACAUGAGGAAGAGUUUAAGUGCCUGUUAACCCGAAAAGGUGGUGGUUUGUGUAGUGAGGAGGGAGAUGUGAGUAGUUGCCAUGCAUCUGCUUGUCACAUAGUCAGGACGGUGUUAAAUGAGCCCUCUCCAGCGCCGGGCUCUGAGGGGCUGCCUGGCAGAGACCUGUGCGACUCCUCUGGCUGUGGAUCUUUGCUGAUUACGGUCACCCCGGACGGCAGGGUCAUCGAACCUCUCGGUGGAAGGGACCACCCAGCGCUGAAUGCAGCUCACACACAGGCAGUGCCUGAGGAAGAUGUUUGCAAAAAGCAAAAGGUUUACGAGACUGAUGAAUUCAUCCAUUAUUUACUGAACUACUAUCAGACACCACACUAUGCACGUGUUUGCCUAGAGCCAAAAAACACGGCGAGCAAGUCCUGGUGGAAGAGAGUGGUGUCUGGUGACAGUGGUGGUUUUGACACCAGCUUGAGCAACAAACAUGGGCAGCAUCUCAGAGGAGUGAGUCCUGCACAAAACCUCCACAAAACAAAUUGUAGCAGUAAUUACAGACUGGUCAUCACUGUUGGGGAACUUGAAUCAACAGACAAAGUGUCAGACAACAAAGUCCAUGGGGGCAAGCUUGCAAAAAAGUUGCAAGUGCAGAGGAAUGACUCACUCUCUGUUGAUAACUUACCACAUGCUGUUCUGAAUCAUUCUUUGGAGUGCGCUGCUGUUACCUGUGAUAAGGAAUUCAGACGAGAAGAUGGUAGAGAUGAAGGCGCUGUACCAUACGAAACAUGUAGAUCUGCUUUCAGAUUAAAGGAUUUGUUGGAAGAGAUCAGUGACUCUGAGUGCUUUAGAGAGGGAUGUGGCAGCUCAAUGAAGAGAGCAGAAAAAUGGUGUGAAGAAAUUCACAGCAAUUGUAACAGAGGGUGCUUGCCUGCAAGAGGUGGGGAAAGGAAAUUGCUGGUUUACCAUAAAAAUGUAGCUCUGGAAGGUCAAGAGAAGGAAACCAACAAAUGUAACUCCUGUUCUAAUUCUGUCCAUGAGGGCUUGGCAAGGCAGUGGGAACAUAAGCUUAAAAAGUCAUGCAAGAGGUCUAGUAGUAAAUUAAGACAUGAAGGACAGAAAAGUGAGAGACAAUCCACGGAAGAGGAGAGAAAUGCUCAUAAAAUGAAGAAAAAGCGAAAAAAGCUUUCUCCUGAUUUUUUAUCAGAUGAAUGUGGCUUUUCAGAGACAGACAGUUGCAUGCAGCUGGAAUCACUCAGAAAGAUACAGAGAAAAUGUAAGAAAAUGUUCCACAAAAAAGUGAAAUUCAAGACACUUCAUACUGCCUUGGCAGCACCAGAUGUUACCCCUCAUGAUGGCUCACCCCUUCAGGAGACCCUCCAGAGGAGAGGAGAUGAGAGGAAACUAAUGCUGAGAAGAGAGAUGGACGCAGACGUCAGAGGAUGCCCUCUUUUUCCUCUUGAGAUAAUUCAGACAAACCCUUGCUCAGAUACUUUCUGUGGAACAGAACCCAGAAGAGGAUGCUGAACAGCUAUGAUAUAAUAGUUCUGAAUUUUUUGUACAGAAGUGGGAGAAGAAAGCCCUUUGAUCAUUAAAAGGUAUCUGAAAUACUGGUUUGGGGUUUUUUUUUGCUUAGGUAAUUCCUUUGGUUAGAAUAUCUAACUGGUGCAGUGAGCCACAAAAGCAGAAUCUGUGUUUGCCUUUUGGAUAAGAGAGGACCAAAAAUUUCCCCAGGGCCAGACAAACUUUCAUGGACCAGCUGCUAAGAAUUUGAAAGGACAUGAAUUGAGAUCUUGGAGUGUUACACUUUGAUUAAAUGUAGGGAAUCAUGUAAAUAUCAAAGUCGCAGUAUUUAGUAAUAAUGUGUCAUUGGAAAAAAACGUACUUGUCAAUCCUAGAGCAAGCACAUGAAGUGCCUCCUCAAUCAGAUUGUUAUAAUGAUGGGGCUGAAAGGUGUGGGAGACAUAUAUACUCGAUUGUGUGAAGUAAUAGAUUUCCAGUAUGAAAAAAGUCCCAUCUUCUAUAAAACCCACACUGGAAAAAUGCUCAUUUUCUAUUCACAAUUCUAGAGGUGUUUCGGAAAACUUGCUGGUUUUUGGGAGGAAGGAUUUCACUGAACUUGUGCUCCAUGUAGUGCUCCCAGGAAUCUGAAUGGUCGUCUAAGCAAAGCUCUGAGUGUUCGAUAAUGAAAGGGCAAUGCUUCUCAGCCUGCUGACAGUCCCCUGUAAAUGCAGGUUGACAGUUUGUUCACAAAAUUUUGAAGGCACAUGUGGUGAGGUAGCUAUUUAGUACGAGUUUGCUUACAAAUAAUUUCCAGAGGAAUUGUGAAAUGUUGUCGGACUUGUGCUGCAUGUAGGUAAAAAUGUGAAAACGCUGUCUAGGAGCUUGAGUUAUAUCCAUAUUUAUUCAGCUGGCUAUAUCUAGAAGACAGCCACAAUUGCUUUUGGACAAAGUUCCUUAGCAAGAUAUAGAGGACCAGCUCAAAGUUCAAUACGCUGAUUAUUGCAGCUUUCAUUUUAUUAUGCUUUAUUUAUUACAUGUCAGUAGACUAAGUUAAUGUGAAAAUGUUGCCUUCAUUACAUAGACUCUUACCCAUGUUUGUAACUUCUGCUCUAAUAAAUAGUAAUAAAAAAGAAUAAUUGUAAUUGUUUGUGGUAGAUAGAUUUUCCCCCAGUGUUCAAUACUGGUGAUUCCUGCAGGCUUCUAAGCCAGGUUUUAUUAGUCUUCUCUGUUCAUAUGUUCAGAUGUUGAGUGCCUUUUCAGGGUCAUGAAUGACAAAUGGUUGCUACUCAAAGUAGUGUUAAUCUAAAGAUCUAAAAAGAUCUUAUUUUCUUGACAGAAAUAUUUUCUGACUGUUUUGGAGAACAUUUAUGCCCCUCUUAAGUCUCCUUUUUAGUAUUUUAUACAGUUCUAAUGAAGAUAACUGUUGUACUUGUUGAUUGUGUAAAAUGUUUUCAGUUGCACUGAUGUGACAUACCAAGGGUGUUUUUUCUCUAUGCAAUAUUUGCAGAUUAAAGAUGACAAAACUUCCCCCUCUGUCAAUCUAUAGACAGUUCUGUGUCCAUGAGUACCCAUUUCCCAUGAGACAGGCCUUUCGAUUACAGGUGAGGAAGUUAUUUCUUUUUGUUAAUCUGGGGGAGAAGGAAAAAGGAUUUCCUUCGGUGUAAAUUUCCAGUGUUUUAUCAACGUGCUGUCACAAUAUUCAAUAACAAAUAAACACUCCAGUUCUGCAAUUGCUUCUUGCACUUAUAUUGAUUGAAACUGAUAAAGCAAAUCCUCUGUCUCCAAGACCUCAUUCUGUGUAAAACUUUGUUAGUAAAUAAAAUAUGCAUGCACUUUAAA